AUGGGUAAAAGCGCUAAAAGGAAGCGCGAGCGUGAGAAGGCCCUUCUUGAACAAGGGCAGUUGUCCCAGCGAAAUGUUGACAACGAUGGAGAUGAAUUGAUGGAUCGGGAUAAUGCCGUAGGGCACGCUGAUAGCACAGAGUCGAAGACCCUAAAAAACGGACAUUAUACCCUAGAACAACGACAGGUAACAACAAGAAUCAUGCUGCUCCAUGAAAAAGACUAUUACAAUAUACUAGGACUCCAGCGGGAUUGUACGAUGCAGGACAUCCGUAAAGCCUAUUUAAAACUGGGCCGCCGGACACAUCCGGACCAAAACAGGUAUAAGGAUGCACCGAUUGCAUUCAAAAGAUUGGCAGAGGCCUAUGACGUGCUCCACAAACCGAAAUCACGAGCUCAAUUUGAUUUAAUCGGUGAUCAAUAUGAAACAAGCCGGACUCGAAAUGCGGAGACGGUGUUUGGUGAGGCAUUCGCGGAAAAUGCUGCCGGGGACGAGUCAGAAGAUGCGUCUGACGAGGAAGACUCAGAGGAGGAAUACACACAGCCUAAGCCUCAGGUGGAAGUAGAGCGGGUCUAUAUGGAGGCCACGGAGCUAGUUAAUCAAUAUCUAGCACUGCGCCCCGUCGUUGAGCGCCACUCAGCCGAGAGAGGGAUUGUUAAGCUUAAUAAGAAGAUAAAAGAAAUAAAUCGAGAAUCAGGCCUCCCCGAACACGAAGGAUCAAUUAAAAUGAAUCUACUGCAGGGAUUCGCCGAGAGUUACCGAACAGCCGCCCAGGGAAACAAUCUCGAGGACUUGACCAGAAUCCGCAAACAGUUCGACUAUACAAAGAAGAACCAUUACUACCCGUCGUCGUGGCAAUUACCAGAGAUUCCAGGCAUCAAGUAUGACCCUUCAGAAACUGAGAAGCGGAACCUGGCGGAUCAGGAGACCGCCGAACAAAUCAUUGGCUAUAUACCGAGCAGCAGAUUUUGCGGACCCUCGUUUAUCGUGAGAACCCCAAACCUUCCCACCGGUAUGCUCAUCGAGCAAUAUGGCGACACCAAUCGCGACAUGGCUGAAGCAUACCUCGCUCUGCCAGAGGCGGAGAAAAAAGAUGUGCGUGGCUCACAGGAGCGGUAUAGCAAGGAUGACCGCACCAAGUACGAUCGGAUUUUAGGCUGGUGUAAUGUAUUAUCUUCGAAAUGGAACCCAGAUACUCGAGGGUGCCUUCCGAAGUCCUAUGGUCUCAUUCGCUUCAAGGACGGCAGAACCGACAUUCUCAGCCGGACCGCCCUGAGAAAAGUUCUUGGUGUUCGUGCUGCGGAUGCCCAGGUCAAUCGAUUCUACUGGGAGCUAGGCAUAACUCCCCCGUGGGCCGCCAUGCCAAGAUUCCAAGCGCUCCCUGGGUUAGAGAGAGCCCUCAUAGGGGGCCCGCAUUCCAAUACUGUGCGGAACCAGGGCUCCGAUAAGGUAAGGCGGAGUGGUAAAACACGCCGAGAGUCCCAGGACAGAACCUCCGAGGACACGAUCAGGACGCUGGUGGAACAGAAUCAAAAGCAACAACGGCAAAUAGAGGAACUGACCAGUUCUAUUACAAAGAUACUGCAACAGAUACAGUUAUAA
Molecule: messenger RNA, 1602 nt
Organism: Aspergillus pseudonomiae
Lineage: Eukaryota; Fungi; Ascomycota; Eurotiomycetes; Eurotiales; Aspergillaceae
Product: J domain-containing protein
Exons: 2
Coding region: 1-1602 (533 amino acids)
Biological process (GO): cellular response to misfolded protein
Cellular component (GO): endoplasmic reticulum membrane
Molecular function (GO): Hsp70 protein binding
Source: RefSeq, a predicted model, not a curated record